AUGGUGCAGAAGUCGCGUAACGGCGGCGUGUACCCUGGCCCGAGCGGGGAGAAGAAGCUCAAGGUGGGCUUCGUGGGGCUGGACCCAGGCGCGCCCGACUCCACCCGGGACGGCGCGUUGCUCAUCGCCGGCUCCGAGGCCCCCAAGCGCGGCAGCAUCCUGAGCAAGCCGCGUGCGGGUGGCGCGGGCGCUGGGAAGCCCCCCAAGCGCAACGCCUUCUACCGCAAGCUGCAAAAUUUCCUCUACAACGUGCUGGAGCGGCCGCGCGGCUGGGCGUUCAUCUACCACGCCUACGUGUUCCUGCUGGUCUUCUCCUGCCUUGUGCUGUCCGUGUUCUCCACCAUCAAGGAGUACGAGAAGAGCUCUGAGGGCGCACUCUACAUCCUGGAAAUCGUGACCAUCGUGGUGUUCGGUGUGGAGUACUUCGUGCGGAUCUGGGCUGCGGGUUGCUGUUGUCGGUACCGUGGCUGGAGAGGGCGGCUCAAGUUUGCCCGGAAGCCCUUCUGCGUGAUUGACAUCAUGGUGCUCAUCGCGUCCAUCGCCGUGCUGGCUGCCGGUUCCCAGGGCAAUGUGUUCGCCACAUCGGCGCUCCGGAGCCUGCGCUUCCUGCAGAUCCUGCGCAUGAUCCGAAUGGACCGGCGGGGCGGCACCUGGAAGCUGCUGGGCUCCGUGGUCUAUGCGCACAGCAAGGAGUUGGUCACUGCCUGGUAUAUCGGCUUCCUCUGCCUCAUCCUGGCCUCAUUUCUGGUGUACUUGGCGGAGAAGGGGGAGAACGAUCACUUUGAUACCUAUGCGGACGCACUCUGGUGGGGCCUGAUCACCCUGACAACCAUUGGCUACGGGGACAAGUACCCCCAGACCUGGAACGGGAGGCUCCUGGCAGCGACCUUCACCCUCAUCGGUGUCUCCUUCUUCGCUCUUCCUGCCGGCAUUUUGGGGUCUGGCUUUGCCCUGAAAGUUCAAGAGCAGCACCGUCAGAAGCACUUUGAGAAGAGGCGGAACCCCGCAGCAGGUCUGAUCCAGUCCGCCUGGAGGUUCUAUGCCACCAACUUGUCGCGCACGGACCUGCACUCCACGUGGCAGUACUACGAGCGCACGGUGACGGUCCCCAUGUACAGCUCGCAAACUCAAACCUACGGGGCCUCCAGACUGAUCCCACCUCUCAACCAGCUGGAGCUGCUGCGGAACCUCAAGAGCAAGUCUGGACUUACCUUCAGGAAGGAGCCCCAGCCGGAGCCAUCUCCCAGUAAAGGCAGACGGUGCGCAGAGUCCCUGUGUGGAUGCUGCCCAGGACACGCUAGUCAGAAGGUCAGUUUGAAAGACCGUGUCUUCUCCAGCCCCCGCGGCGUGGCUGCCAAGGGCAAGGGGUCCCCUCAGGCCCAGACCGUCCGCCGGUCACCCAGCGCCGACCAGAGCCUGGAGGACAGUCCAAGCAAGGUGCCCAAGAGCUGGAGCUUCGGGGAACGUGGCCGCGCCCGGCAGGCAUUCCGGGCCAGGGGUGCUGCUUCGCGGCAGAACUCGGAAGAAGCAAGUCUCCCAGGGGAGGACAUCGUGGACGAUAAUAAGAGCUGCAACUGCGAGUUUGUGACAGAGGAUCUGACCCCAGGCCUCAAAGUCAGCAUCCGGGCCGUGUGUGUCAUGCGGUUCCUGGUGUCCAAGCGGAAGUUCAAGGAGAGCCUGCGGCCCUACGACGUGAUGGAUGUGAUUGAGCAGUACUCAGCUGGCCACCUAGACAUGCUGUCCCGCAUCAAAAACCUGCAGUCCAGGAUAGAUAUGAUUGUGGGCCCCCCACCCCCUUCAACUCCCCGGCACAAGAAGUACCCCAGCAAAGGACCCACGGCCCCUCCGAGAGAGUCACCCCAGUACUCACCUAGAGUGGACCAGAUCGUGGGGCGUGGCCCAGCGAUGGCGGACAAAGACCGAGGCAAGGGCCCGGCGGAGGCGGAGCUGCCCGAGGACCCCAGCAUGAUGGGGAGGCUGGGGAAGGUGGAGAAGCAGGUCCUGUCCAUGGAGAAGAAGCUGGAUUUCCUGGUGAACAUCUACAUGCAGCGCAUGGGUGUCCCUCCGACGGAAACCGAGGCCUACUUUGGGGCCAAGGAGCCGGAGCCGGCGCCACCGUACCACAGCCCCGAAGACAGCCGGGACCACGGUGGCCGGAGCGGCUGCAUCAUCAAGCUCGUCCGCUCCACCAGCUCCGUGGGCCAGAAAAACUUCGCGGCACCCCCGCCUGCACCCCCCGCCCAGUGCCCACCCUCCACCUCGUGGCAGCAGCAGUGCCACCCCCGCCCAGGCCACGGCACCUCACCCGUGGGGGACCACAGCUCGCUAGUGCGCAUCCCGCCACCACCCGCCCAUGAGCGGUCCCUGUCUGCUUACAGUGGGGGCCACCGGGCCAGCACGGAGUUCUUGAGGCCGGAGGACGCCCCGGCCUGCAGGCCCCACGAGGGCGCACUGAGGGACAGUGACACAUCCAUCUCCAUUCCAUCCGUGGACCACGAGGAGCUGGAGCGCUCCUUCAGUGGCUUCAGCAUCUCCCAGUCCAAGGAGAACCUGGAUGCCCUCAACAGCUGCUACGCGGCGGUCGCUCCGUGCGCCAAAGUCAGGCCCUACAUCGCAGAGGGCGAGUCGGACACGGACUCGGACCUCUGCACCCCGUGCGGGCCCCCACCGCGCUCCGCCACGGGCGAGGGCCCCUUUGGUGAUAUGGGCUGGGCCGGGCCCCGGAAGUGA
This is a messenger RNA of Budorcas taxicolor (takin), 2730 nucleotides long. RefSeq names its product potassium voltage-gated channel subfamily Q member 2 (gene KCNQ2). Gene Ontology annotation, molecular function: voltage-gated potassium channel activity. Gene Ontology annotation, cellular component: membrane. Bases 1 to 2730 code for a protein of 909 amino acids. The transcript is spliced from 18 exons. The record is from RefSeq and is a predicted model, not a curated record. NCBI's taxonomy places the organism in Eukaryota, Metazoa, Chordata, Mammalia, Artiodactyla, Bovidae. Gene Ontology annotation, biological process: transmembrane transport; potassium ion transport.